CUUGCGCCCGCGUGUAUUCAAUAUCGCUCUCAAACUUGGCGGCUCUUCAAUAUGAUGGACAUUAGCAGCAUGUACGGCAAUCACCACCCUCACCAUCAGAACAGCUAUCAUGCCAACAGCGCCGCCACCGCCGCCGAUAUGGCCGCUGUAGUCUCCUCAACUGGUUACCCCAAUGCUUAUUUUCCGGCAGCGGCCGCCACGGCCAUGCCCACGCAUCACCACCAGGCACACCACCACCAACACGCGUUGGGUUAUGCCGGCUAUGUGACGGACGGUUCGUCGCCCAACUAUUACCCGCAACAGCAGCAACAAUUAACGCCCCCACCACCCUCGUUGCAGCAAGCACCAGCGGUGCUAAAUCAGAACGCUGCUGUUGGCUCGCAACUACAACAACAACAAUCGCAGGCACAACAGCAGCAGCAAUCGAUGUACCCGCACGCACACCUUUUCAGUCCAAGCGCCGCCGAAUAUGGCAUUACGACUUCUUCGAGCGCUGGCGCGGGUACCGCCUCGGGCACACCUUUGCACCCGUCCAGUCAUUCGCCCACAGAUUCUUACUAUGAAAGUGACUCGGUACAUUCCUAUUAUGCAACGGCUGCAGUGGCAGCAAUACCACCUGCCACCAACUCGCCGACGUCCGCGUCCAACGCGGUGCACGGUAAUCCAACGGCGCCAAUUGAUGCGCCAAUCAUAAGCUCCGAAAAUGGCUUAAGCUACACCAAUUUGGAUUGUUUAUAUAAUCAAAAUGCGCCAACGCAUGCACAACAGCAACAACAAAUGCAACACAACUAUGCCUCGUUGCCCGCAAAUACUGUGGGCGGCAGUGGCGCUAAUGUGGAGGAAAAAUACGCCGCUGUGUUGCAUUCCGCUUAUGGCGGCGGCUCAGGCUUGCCAUUCGAUGAACCCCUUAUGCAGCAAGCCAUGUCAGCAAGUCAACAACAAUCACCACCUCAGAUGUGGCAUCAUCAGCACAUGGGUGGCGGGUACACAAUGGAUGCUGGCAUUCCGAUGGAGUCGCUGGGUAUGCAUCCCUUGAAUAUGGCGCACAUGCAAACGGUGGCGCCACCCCAACAUCCGCAUCAGCUGCAAUCACAAACACAGCAACAACAUUUGCAACAGCAUCAAGCGCAAUUGCAACAACAACAUGGCUCGCCAAAUGGGCCGUGCUUAAGCUCGCGUAGUCAACAAGUCGUCUCGCCCGACUGCACAGGAUUGCCUUCAUCGCCGGGCUCCUCAUCUAGUCAAGCCGGCUCACACAACAAAUCCCCGAAUCAAGCCAGCAACUUGCCAACGUAUAAGUGGAUGCAGUUGAAGCGCAAUGUACCCAAGCCACAAGCACCUAAACUACCUGCCACAAUACACGAUUAUCAGCUGAACGGGCAUCAGCUAGACAUUUGCCGCGGCAGCUUGCCUGCCGGCCAGCCGACGCAGACGGGCCUACUCUUAGCGGGUGGCAAUGGCAACACGUCGGGCCUGAGCAUUUGUGCGCCGAACAUGAGCAGUUGCAGCAUGAGUGCCACCAACAAUUCGGGACGCACCAAUUUCACCAAUAAACAGCUGACCGAACUGGAGAAGGAGUUCCACUUCAAUCGCUACUUGACGCGCGCGCGACGCAUCGAAAUCGCCAACACGCUGCAGCUCAACGAGACGCAGGUGAAAAUCUGGUUCCAAAACCGCCGUAUGAAGCAGAAGAAGCGGGUCAAAGAGGGUCUCAUACCGGCGGAUAUAUUGACACAACAAAGCGUCUCCACCACGACGACCGCAACAACGAACAGCAAUGCUGCCACGCCGGGAACAGCGAAUCCCACUGGCAAUAUAAAUGUGGCCAACAAUUGCCCAAAUAGCGCCAAUAACAGCAGCAACAACAACAGCGUGCAAAUGCACAAUGGCCCCGCCGUCGGUGGCAGCAGCCACAGCGCAGUUCGCUUGGGCUCGGCGUCCAUCGCCAACAGCAGAGAGGCUGUCACACACAAUAACAACCACAACCACAACAAUAACAAUGGCAAUCAGAAUAACAACAACAAAAUGAAUAACGGAGAUUGUAAUCUGACAGCGAAUAGCGAUAAUAGCCGUGAAUCGAAUUAACGCAAACGCAUUUGCACCGACAACGCCGACCCGACGCUGACCACCAACACCUAGGUGUUCCCAUUGACGACUCCAUUCGCUGAGCAGGUGGACCUUACGGUUAUUUCGUUAUUCUGUGGCAGCUACUAGUUAGGCAACUCGAGCGCGUGGCAAUUGUGGUUAGUUUUAUUGCCAAAUGACGGACACACGCACCCACUACAACUACAACUACAACUACAAUUGCAACAAAAACAAUGUGUAGUGUAGAAAAUGCGAAGCAACAUGUAGCAUUUGCUCAUUUGGCUGUGAUAACUGUUUAAACUAUAAAGUCAACACAUACUAAUAAAAUAUUUAAUUAAC
Bactrocera tryoni is the source of this 2424-nucleotide messenger RNA. RefSeq names its product homeotic protein labial-like. Gene Ontology annotation, biological process: regulation of transcription by RNA polymerase II. Gene Ontology annotation, molecular function: DNA-binding transcription factor activity, RNA polymerase II-specific; RNA polymerase II cis-regulatory region sequence-specific DNA binding. The coding region runs from base 52 to 2085 and encodes 677 amino acids. Lineage: Eukaryota; Metazoa; Arthropoda; Insecta; Diptera; Tephritidae. The transcript is spliced from 3 exons. Gene Ontology annotation, cellular component: nucleus. The record is from RefSeq and is a predicted model, not a curated record.